Molecule: messenger RNA, 2068 nt
Organism: Salmo salar (Atlantic salmon)
Lineage: Eukaryota; Metazoa; Chordata; Actinopteri; Salmoniformes; Salmonidae
Product: tripartite motif-containing protein 16
Molecular function (GO): protein binding; zinc ion binding
Source: RefSeq, a predicted model, not a curated record
UCUGAGGAAACGAAACUGAUCUGAGUCUCUGUGUCGUCUGUCUGUGUGAGAGUGAACAACCGUCCAAAUGGCUCAGCAGGGAGUUCUGCUGGACCAGUACCAGUUCUGUUGUUCUGUCUGUCUGGAUCUACUGAAGGAGCCGGUGGUUAUUCCCUGUGGACACAAUUACUGUAGAAUCUGUAUUGAGGACUGCUGGGAUCAGGAUGUUCUGAAAGGGGUCUAUAGCUGUCCUCAGUGCAGAGAGACCUUCACUCCAAGGCCUAAUCUGAGGAAAAAUAACAUGUUGGCUGAGCUGGUGGAGAAACUGAAGAAGACAGGACUUCAGGCAGCUCCCCCUCCUGCUCUGUGCUAUGCUGGACCUGGAGAUGUGGUGUGUGAUUUCUGCACUGGGACUAGAAAGCAGAAAGCCCUCAUGUCCUGUCUGGCGUGUCUGGCCUCUUACUGUGAGACUCAUCUCCAACCUCACUAUGAAUCUCCUGCUUUGAAGAAGCACAAGCUGGUCAAAGCCACCGCACAACUACAGGAGAAGAUCUGCUCUCAUCAUGACAAACUGCUGGAGGUUUAUUGUUGUACUGAUCAGCAGUGUAUCUGUCUGCUUUGUGUGAUGGAUGAACAUAAAGGCCAUGAUACAGUGUCAGCUGCAGCAGAGAGGACUGAGAAACAGAGGCAGCUGGGGAUGAGUCAGCAGAAGGUCCAGCAGAGAUUCCAGGAGAGAGAGAAGGAGCUGAAGGAGCUCCAACAGGCUGUGGAGUCUCUCAAGCGCUCUGCACAGUCAGCAGUGGAGGACAGUGAUAAGAUCUUUACUGAGCUGAUCCGCUCCAUUGAGAGAAGGAGCUCUGAGGUGAAGGAGCUGAUCAGAGCCCAAGAGAAGGCUCAAGUGAGUCAAGCUGAAGGAGUCCUGGAGCAACUGAAGCAGGAGAUAGCUGAGCUGAGGAAGAGAAGCACUGAGCUGGAGCAGCUCUCACACACAGAGGAUCACAUCCAUUUCCUCCAGAGUUAUCAGUCUCUCUCCAGUAUCAGUGUAUCUUCAGACUUACCCAGCAUCGUUGUCCGUCCUCUUCGGUACUUUGGAGAUGUGAGUAAGACUGUGUCUGAACUGAGAGAGAAACUAGAAGACUUCCUUAAAGGAGAAUGGACCAAGAUCUCCACUACAGUGAAUAUAGUGGAUGUUGUACUGCCUCCAGAGCCCAAGACCAGAGAACAGUUGUUACAAUAUUCCUGUCAGCUCACACUGGACCCAAACACAGCACACAAACACCUCUCUCUGUCUGAAGGGAACAGAAAGGUGACACGUACAGACCAAGUCCAACCAUAUCCUGACCAUCCAGACAGAUUCACCAACUACUGUCAGGUUCUGUGUAGAGAGGGUCUGUCUGGACGAUGUUACUGGGAGGUGGAGUGGAGUGGGAGGGGUGUUGUUACAGCAGUCUCAUAUAAAGACAUCAGCAGAACAGGGAGAGGUAAUAUAUGUAAUAUAUUUGGAUUCAAUAACAAGUCCUGGAAUUUAUAUUACUUUAAUGGUGGUUAUUGUUUCAAACACAAUAAAGUUGGGACUAAAGUAUCAGGCCCUCAGUCCUCCAGAGUAGGAGUGUACCUGGAUCACAAGGCAGGUACUCUGUCCUUCUACAGUGCCUCUGACACAAUGACCCUCCUCCACAGAGUCCAGACCACAUUCACUCAGACCCUCUAUCCUGGGUUUUAUGUCUAUGAUGGUACUGCUGAGCUGGUUAAACUGUAGUAGGGUCCACAUAGAUACUAGUCAUGCUGGUGUAGUCUAUAGCUGAGCUGGUUAAACUGUAGUUGGGUCCACAUAGAUACUAGUCAUGCUGGUGUAGUCUAUAGCUGAGCUGGUUAAACUGUAGUAGGGUCCACAUAGAUACUAGUCAUGCUGGUGUAGUCUAUAGCUGAGCUGGUUAAACUGUAGUAGGGUCUACAUAGAUACUAGUCAUGCUGGUGGUGAUGGUCCCCAGAUGUGAUGAUUCAUUCUGCUCUGUUUUUCUUUCCAAUUGAUUUUUUUCUGACUGAUUUGAUCUUCAUAGAUUUCAUCCAUUAAAAUGCUUUGUAUUAA